AUGGAAGACCGGAAGUACAUUUACCAGGAAAUCGGAAAACUAAAAAUGGGGAUGAAUUUGAAAUACCAGAUUUUAAUUGUGGCGUGUUUAAACAUAGGACAGAUAAUUGUUGGCUAUAGUGUUGGCUGGUCAGCUCCCAUCAUACCCAAACUGCAGAACUCCACAGAUAAUCCUCUACCAGAGCCGAUUACAGAUUUGGAAGCGUCAUGGGUCGGAUCUCUGUUGUAUAUUGGUGCUAUGGUCGGUCCAUACGUAACAAGCAUCCUAGCAAACCUUGUUGGAAGGAAGCCGUGCCUUAUCAUCGGCGGUUUGUUGAACAUCAUCUCAUAUGUACUGGUGAUCACGACCAAGAAUGUCCUGAUGGUGUACGCUAUUAGAAUCAUCAGCGGUCUUGGAAUGGGUAUCACGACAGUCGGAAAUAUUGUCUAUAUUGGAGAAAUAGCGUCGACUCACAUUAGAGGUAUCCUAUUAACAUCAACGUCUAUAAUCGGUAUAUCUGGCACUCUCCUAGUCUAUGCGGUAGUACCCUAUGUCACCUAUGUGGCAACUGGAUAUAUAGCAUUGGUGAUAGCUGUACUCCAUGUCGUUGGAUUAUUUUUUGUACCUGAAUCACCAGUUUAUUAUGCUAUGAAAGAGAAAGAGAUAAAAGCCACAAAAGUUCUAAACCUGCUCGGCCGCUCUGACGAUACCACCAGAAUCCUGGACACAUUCAAGAAGCAAGAACAAACAACGAAGCUGCAAGACUGGCUUGAGAUCUUCACCAUCAAAUCUAAUAGGAUAUCUCUCAUCCUCACAUUCAUGCUGGGAGCAUUUCAGCAGACCAGCGGUGUCGCUGUUGUGCUCUUCUUCGCGACCACCAUAUUUGGUUUAGCUGGAUCCUCAGUGGAGCCUCAUAUAGCGACUAUUAUAAUUGGCGUUACGAGAUUAGUUUCCAGCUUGAUAGCUCCCACAUUCAUUGACAGAUCUGGAAGGAAGAUAUUGCUUCUGAUAUCAAUGGCUGCUUGUGCCAUUAGCUUGUCAGUUCUAGGAAUCUACUUCUACUUGGAUAGAAUUGGCAGCCCAGCUCUGCAGAGUAUUGGAUGGUUGCCGAUGGUGGCGCUCAUAGUAUACUUCUUCUGUUACGAAGCAGGAUUUGGAACCAUCCCAAACGCAAUUGUGGGAGAGAUGUUCAGAAUUAAUGUCCGAUCGAAUGGAUCCGCUCUAGCCAUCACCAUGACCUGGCUUGUCGGGUUCGCUCUGACCACCAGUUUCAACAGUAUGGUGGAUACCCUCGGAGGCGACGUCACUUUCUGGCUCUUCGGAGGGUCUUGCAUCUUUGCUUUUCUCUUUACCUUUUUCUUUUUACCUGAAACUAAAGGAAAGACUUUGAACGAGAUUCAGGAGAUGUUAAGCUAA
Leptosia nina is the source of this 1395-nucleotide messenger RNA. The record is from the annotation of a GenBank genome assembly. Lineage: Eukaryota; Metazoa; Arthropoda; Insecta; Lepidoptera; Pieridae.